ACCUGCAUCACCACCGCGUCUUCGUUUAGCCCUCGAUUCCGCGAUACGCCUGGGCGACACAUUGAUCGUACAUCGACAAUAGACGGGACUACUCUCUUUUCGCAAGGACGCCGUGGUGGUGCUUGGGCCCGCAUGGAUUCCGCAUGCUUUCAAUAUGCGUUUCAUGGGCCAUGGUAUCCGCGUGGUGCUACCCCAACGCGAGCAACUCCUCCGACAGAUAUGGGCACAAGUGCAGACUCUAAAGUAUCGAAAACUGACUCGGCCACCAUCGUCGUCAUGGGCGCGACCGGCGCGGGCAAGUCAACGUUUAUCAACCUCGUAAGCAACUCUAAAUUCGAGGUCGGCUAUGGCCUUGAGUCGUGUACCUCCGAAGUCGACGUCGCUGCACCAUUCAUGUUGGAUGGCAAGCCGGUCACUCUCAUCGACACUCCGGGGUUUGAUGAUACCGUUAAGACCGAAGCAGAGAUUCUACGACUCAUUGCUGAAUUUCUAUCCGUGACGUACAAGCAAGGACGCACACUCCAUGGCAUCGUCUUCCUGCAGCGCAUCACUGAUACCCGCAUGGGCGGUGUCGCACGCAAGAACUUCCGCCUUUUUCGCAAGCUCUGCGGCGACGACACCCUGAGGAACGUCAUCAUCGCCACGAACAUGUGGGGCAACGUCGAGCCUGCCCUCGGUGCCUCACGAGAGCGCGAGAUGGCGGAGAGCGACCUGUUCUUCAAGCCCGCGCUCGAGAAGGGUGCACAUAUGGUGCGGCAUGACAACACCAUCGAGUCUGCGCACCGCAUCAUCCGCGAGAUCAUCGGCUUCCCGCCCGCACCGCUGCAGAUCCAGCGCGAGACGGUCGACCAGCGCAAGCCGCUCGCAGAGACGGGCGCGGGACAAGACCUCAGGGCUGAUCUCGAGCAGCAAGCAGGGCAGCACCGGGCGGAGCUCGCGGGCCUGCGCAGCAGCAUACAAGAGCUCGUCGAGUCCAAGGACGCCAGGAAUCGUGGCGAGAUCCAGGAGCUGAACGACUCGUUACGGGACGUGCAGACCAAACUCGCGAAAGUGCAGGCUGAAGCACAUAACCUGCGCGAGGAGCACGAGGCAAGUCGGAACGAGCAUGAGGAGAAGAUACGGCAAAUGACGGAGGUAAUGACUGUGCGCGAGACCGAGCUGCGCGGCCUGCAGGAGCACGCGCAGACGCAGAAGACGCAGCUCGUGCAGAUGGAGAGCGCCCUGCAUGAGGCGGAACGCCGUGCGGAGGAGGCCACCACCGCUGCGGCUGCAGCUGCAAAGCAACGACCGCCACCGCGGCCACGGUCACGGUCACGAGGAGGGCUCUGUAUUUUGCAAUGAAGGCGCGUUAUUAACAAAGCGCAAAGCAGACAAGUUUUCAUCUCUGUAAAAUUACUGUGAUCCUGUGCAAAUCGAGAGCGUAAUGUAUAUCGUAUGCAGAUAAUUAAACUUAAA
Messenger RNA from Phanerochaete carnosa HHB-10118-sp, 1455 nucleotides. RefSeq lists its product as uncharacterized. Bases 220 to 1341 code for a protein of 373 amino acids. The record is from RefSeq and is a predicted model, not a curated record. Lineage: Eukaryota; Fungi; Basidiomycota; Agaricomycetes; Polyporales; Phanerochaetaceae. Gene Ontology annotation, molecular function: GTP binding. The transcript is spliced from 6 exons.